AUGGCAACCGUCGCACCGGGCGGGAUGCCCCCGCCCCCACCUCCGGGCGGCAAUGCGAGGCAGCCGCCUUCUGAUGCACCGGACCCUCCUGAUGGCGAGACCCGUCAGUACCGCAAGUGUAAGAGAACGCUUGAUAUGGCUCAGUUCGUCGGCAAGCGUGGUGGUUCGACAGUGAACUGUUCGGAUUGCCGUGGAGUUGCAGCGGCGCAGGUGUCUUACCACCCAGUUAACAACCCGUGUCCACCGUCUAACAGUGCCGUAGAAAGCUCGAUCCAGUACCGCGCCCAACCGCAAACACCACGCCCACGGCCUUUACAAUACAUCUCGCGAGCGGCCUCCCGUGCGGCAUCUUCGGUUGUUCGCCAUACCCCUCGCUUUCUUCGCCGUGGUCAAUUCUCGCAGGAUUCGCCAACCACCGCAUCCUCCCGACGUGAACUCUCUACUAUUGAACGUCGUCAUCGCGUACAGCGCCGUCAAGGCAUAGCUCCGUCGGCUACACCCCCUCUCGAUGAGCUGAUCCGACGUGCCCAUGGUUACGAAGACGACAACGAGCAUCACGACCCGGGUAAUAGUCCGGGAGACAGCCCGGGAGACAGCUCGGGAGACAGCCCGGGAGAUAGCCCGGAAAAUAGCCCGGGUGAUGGUCUGGGUGACGACCCCCAGCCCAGCGACAAUGUGGGUAUUGCUCCCGGUAGUGCUGGCGAUCCCUACUUUGUCUGCAACGCAUGUGGUAUGGCUCGGCCUCUGAACCUCCUUGACGCAGCUACUGGCUUUUGCUUUUACUGUAUCAAUGCUAGCGUAGAUAGAGAUCCUUUUGCUCAAUUCAAGACUUGUCUACGCUGUUUGGUGGAUCGCGAGCGGUCUGAGUUCCGCGAUGCUCAUGGCGAAGGGCAGGACGUGUGUCGCCUUUGUACGGCUCAAUUCGACCCAGCAUCGUCAGUCACCAGUCUCAGCUCUCUCGGCUCUCUACCGGAUAUGCUAUCGUCCAGCAACCCGUUCACGGUAGAGCCUGUCCCCAACCCGGUCUUUGAUGGGGACCUAUCGGCCGACGCUAUCACGAUGGAAGAUAGGGUCCGGCUGCAGAAGUUCAAUGCCGAGAUGGCCAAGGAGGCUAUGAUUGAGGAGCAGCUCAUUGCGCGCGUCCAUGUCCAUGUGGAGGUCUUCCUCUACCGGGGCCAACAAUACAAAUACCGCGGGCAUGUUGUUGAUUCCUCCGCGAUGUCGGCAAAGUCUACAACCAGUUACCACGGCUACCUCGGGAGCUGGAUGUCAUCGUCUUGCGGCCUACCAACUUCGCCCAGCAGGACCAUGUUAUACGCGAACCACCCUGCUUACCGCGACAUCGUCAUCAGCGAGGAGAGGCUGAGCCAACUUCCGGAGGAUGGUGGUAGUGUGAUGGACGAGUUCCCAGUCGAGGAUGUUGAUCCUGUUGAUAUCGAGGAUGUGGUCGCUGAAGCCAACGACGAGUCUCACUUGGUUGACGAAGCCGCCGUACCCAAUAUCGUUGCUGAGGAGGCCAAUCUUGAUCAGCUCCGGGAACAGAUCAACGCUCAGCAACAGUCGCAGCACCCCGAACAACCGCCUAUUCAGCCUUACAUUGAGAUGGGCGAGAUUCGCCGGACACCGUUGAAUGAGUUCAACCGGUCCCAACCCCUGUUGUCGUGGGCUUUUCCCACACUCUUUCCCUAUGGUCGAGCCGAGUUCGUUGCGCCCCGGGUGCGGUCCAUCACCUAUAGAGAGUAUCUCUACCAUGCGAUGUGGCAUCGAGAUGGACGUUUCGCCCGGCAUCCGCGCUUCCGUUUCGUAGCGUUCAAUACUGUGAUGCGGUCGACCGUCAAUGCGAAGAGUUCCUAUUUCGUUCGACACACCCACCAAACCCAGGUGGAUCUCGACGAGCUACGGGCAGCGUUUGAUUCCAAUGCCCCUGAGGCGCAACGUCUUCUUAACUCCAUUGUCAAGCACGCGGAUACCCUCCGUGGUACUCGGGCUUACUGGACUGGCAAGGGCCAUCAGCUCACUGCCCACGUCUAUGCCCUGGGGAUGCCGGCGAUGUUCAUGACUUUCAGCCCGGCUGAUUUGCACUGGGAUAGCCUUGCGCGACAUAUGCCGCGUUACGACGAGUGGAAGCAGGGCACUGAACGGGCGCGGCAGCAUAUCUCAUGGCAGAACCUCCAGGACAACCCAUACAUUGCGGCUUACCACUUCUUCAAGCGGUACAACGCUUUUAGAGACCACGUAUUGAUCCCCAAGUUUGGCAUCGUCGACUAUUGGGGCCGCUUCGAGUGGCACGCCCGUGGUAGCUCUCACCAUCACGGGUUAUACUGGUGUGCUGGCAGUGUUCAGCCCGACUUGGAGGAUGAUGAAGGGCGGGCUGAGUUUGCCCGCCGCUGGGGUUUCUCUAUCACGGCGAUGAACCCCGAACCGAACAGGGUGAUGAUGCAAGGGGAGGCGAACGUAUUGAUCAUCGAGUUGUUUAAGCACGAACAGCCAACCUUUGAUACCCUGUCCAGGAUCGUCAACAGGGUCCAGCGGCACGCUUGCAGCGAGGCAUACUGUCUACGCCGAAAGAAGCUACCUGGUGGUGUUCUUUCUAUCGAACCGGUCUGUCGGUUCUACUUCCCUCGUAGCCACCACGAAGAGGCCUACGUCACCCGUGACAUGAACCCGGCCUACUGGAUGUUUGACGGCGCCCGGAACGAUUCGCGUCUUAACGGUUACAACCGUACUAUUACUCUUGGCUGGCUUGCCAACACCGACAUCAACCCCUGUACCAGCGUUGACGCAGUGCUCAACUACGUCGCUAAAUACUGCUCCAAGGCGGAGACCAAGAGCAAAUCAUACCAGGAGCUCGCGAGCGAGCUCCUGCCCCGGAUUUCGAACCGUGAUCCGCUAGUUUCGUUUGCUUCGAAGCUUAUGAACAAGCUGAUUUCUGAGCGAGACUGGUCAGCGCAGGAGAUUUGUCACCUCCUGAUGCAUCUUCCUCUCCAAAAAGGUACUCGGGUGGUUCGGACUGUGGAUUGUCGUCCGUAUAACCCCCAUCAGGUCACCAUGAUUCGACCAGAGAACCAGGCGGUUUCCUCUGACCCAGGGGCGGCUGACAAUCAGUUCGAGGACUUUUGUCGGGUCAAGUUGAUGCUCAACCACGUCCAUCGUAACCCCGAGGAUUUGAAGACGGUCGAUGGCUCUGUCUUUGACACUUAUCGCCAGGCGUACGAGUACUGCCUCGAGAUCCACCGUCACCCGGACGACUAUUACGGCGAGGUGUUUGUACCGGAGGCGGAGGAUGUCUUCGAAGAUGCCCCUGACGAGGAGCCCCAACCUCGAGACUGGGAGGAACUGGCCGCCGAGCUGCCCAAUCGCCCGGUUGAGCAGGAGGAUAUCGACAUCCUCGGCAACCGUGACAUCGAUAUACUGCAUUCGUGGGACCCUCACGUUGGUCGUUACUUUGACCUUGAACCCAUCGGGGCAAAGUUCUGGAGGCUCAAGAAGGCCGAACAUGGUGUGGGUGAAGUGGAGGUUGGAGACUUCUCUGCGAGUGCGCCCGAUAGUCUCAACACUGAACAGCGUAUGAUAUUCGACAUGUUCGAGGCACACUACAAAGCCUACCUGACCGGCGACAACCCGGAUCCUAUCCUUCUGCAGGUCGACGGUAGAGGUGGUACCGGAAAGUCGCAUGUUAUCCGCCUCCUCUCUGCCCGGCUCGACCAGCUUGCGCGGGCUCGUGGCUAUUCUUCGCCCGUUGUUCGGGCUGCUCCGACUGGCGUUGCCGCCAACAAUAUCGCUGACAGUACUUUGCAUUCGCUGCUACGGUUACCGGUGAGCAAGAAGGGCGACAUCAACAACCUCAACGCCACUGAGCUUGGUAACUUGCAGGCCAAACUCAAGGACGUCCUCUACUUCAUCAUCGACGAGAAGUCCAUGAUUGGGCUCCGGCUUCUGGCAUCGAUCAGCUACAGGAUGGGCGAGAUCUGGCCCCGGUACCGUGAUCAGCCGUUUGGUGGCCGCAGCGUGGUCCUGAUCGGCGACUUCUUUCAGCUACCCCCUGUUGCGGAGAGGGCGCUGUAUAGCAACAACGCUGUGCUGGGUGCAGGUCUGAACCUGCCCUGUUACCAAGCUGUCGCUGACAAUACUGGCCCAAAGGCUAGCGAAGUUGAGGCGGCGGACGCUGGCAAUUUCCACAAGAAGAUCCCCUUGGUGAUUGGUGCCCGGGUCAUGCUGACAGAGAACAUCUGGAUCGACAAGGGUCUCGUCAACGGGUCUAUUGGCACGAUCUACGACUUCGCGUGGCGGACUGGCGCCGAUACCAGCACGCAGCCUCCUUUUGUUGUGCUAAUCAAGUUUGAUCAGUACGUUGGUCCUCCCUGUUUCGACGACCCCGAGCUCGCUGGCGUGGUCCCCAUCUUUCGCAGCAAGAGGGACUUCCUCAGGGGUAAUACCAACUGUACACGCACGCAGUUCCCUCUGACGAUCGCCUACGCCAUCACGGUACACAAGUCGCAGGGUGCAACGCUUGGCAGGGCUGUACUGUAUAUCUCAGACAGGGAUUUCACGGCAGGGCUUACGUACGUCGCCGUCAGCCGCGUCAAGACCCUCCAGGGCGUCAUGUUUGACAGCACAUUCGACUUGCAGGCUCUGCGCAUUCAAGCCAACGCCAACCACGCGGCGCGCGCUGAGGAUAUCGCCCGAUGUCUUCUGCAGUUGGUUACGCCUGCGCAGGUGGAAGUUUACGCUCAGCAGUGGGACAUUUAUGAUGCGUAG
Messenger RNA from Chaetomium globosum CBS 148.51, 4758 nucleotides. RefSeq lists its product as uncharacterized. The transcript has 7 exons. Gene Ontology annotation, molecular function: DNA helicase activity. The coding region runs from base 1 to 4758 and encodes 1585 amino acids. NCBI's taxonomy places the organism in Eukaryota, Fungi, Ascomycota, Sordariomycetes, Sordariales, Chaetomiaceae. Gene Ontology annotation, biological process: DNA repair; telomere maintenance. The record is from RefSeq and is a predicted model, not a curated record.